AAUUUCACAUAUUCUUCAACUACAAACAACAACAUAACAUUGCACAUUUUUCCCUCUACUUUCCUUUCACUCACGUCAAGAAGAUGGUUUUGUCUAAGACAGCUUUGACAUCCGAUGAUUCAAUCCAUUCAACUUUUGCUUCUCGUUAUGUCCGCAACUCUAUUCCACGAUUCGAAAUGCCUAAGAACUCGAUCCCUAAGGAAGCAGCAUACCAAAUCAUCAACGACGAGCUCAAGUUCGAUGGUAACCCGCGGCUAAACCUGGCCUCCUUUGUGACCACUUGGAUGGAGCCAGAGUGUGACAAGCUCAUGAUGGAAUCCAUCAACAAGAAUAGCGUUGAGAUGGAACAAUACCCUGUUACCACCGACCUUCAGAAUCGAUGCGUUAACAUGAUUGCGCGUCUCUUCAACGCACCUCUAGGUGACGGUGAAGCCGCCAUUGGUGUUGGCACGGUGGGUUCAUCGGAGGCGGUGAUGUUGGCCGGACUGGCCUUUAAGAGACAGUGGCAAAACAAGCGUAAGGCCCAAGGGCUUCCUUAUGAUAAGCCUAAUAUUGUAACCGGAGCCAAUAUUCAGGUUUGCUUGGAGAAAUUCGCAAGGUAUUUCGAAGUGGAGCUUAAGGAAGUGAAGCUGAGAGAAGGAUACUACGUGAUGGACCCUGAAAAGGCGGUAGAAAUGGUAGAUGAAAACACUAUCUGCGUCGUGGCCAUCCUCGGUUCGACGCUAACCGGAGAAUUCGAAGACGUUAAGCUCCUCAACGACCUCCUAGUCGAGAAGAAUAAGAAAACCGGAUGGGAUACGCCGAUUCACGUGGACGCAGCGAGUGGUGGGUUUAUUGCUCCGUUCUUGUAUCCGGAGUUGGAGUGGGAUUUCCGGUUACCGUUGGUUAAGAGCAUAAAUGUAAGUGGUCACAAAUACGGUUUGGUUUAUGCCGGUAUCGGUUGGGUCGUAUGGAGAACCAAAACCGAUUUGCCUGAUGAACUUAUUUUCAAUAUCAAUUAUCUUGGCGCUGACCAACCCACCUUCACACUCAACUUCUCCAAAGGUUCAAGUCAAGUGAUUGCUCAAUACUACCAGCUGAUUCGUCUUGGAUUCGAGGGAUAUCGCAACGUGAUGGAUACCUGCCAUGAGAACAUGAUGGUGCUAAAACAAGGAUUAGAGAAAACGGGACGUUUUAACAUCGUCUCCAAAGUAAACGGUGUUCCGUUAGUGGCGUUUUCUCUCAAAGACAGUAGCCUCCACAACGAGUUCGAGGUGGCCGAAAUGCUCCGCCGCUUCGGCUGGAUUAUUCCGGCCUACAAGAUGCCCGCAGAUGCGGAACACGUCACGGUCCUUCGAGUUGUGAUCCGAGAUGAUUUCUCUCGAAACUUAGCCGAGAGACUUGUCUCCGACUUCGAGAAGGUUCUACAUGAGCUCGAUACGCUUCCCGUGAGGAUUCGCGCCAAGAUGGCUAAUGGAAAAGUUAACGGCGUUAAGAAGACGGCAGAGGAGAUGCAGAGAGAAGUCACGUCUUAUUGGAAGAAGUUUGUGGAGAAUAAGAAGACUAACAAGAACACGAUCACCAAGUAGUGCUUGGUUCAAUGUUUGGUCCGAUGCUUGGUCAAUGGGUGCAUGUAUUUGCUGAUGGUAAUAUUUAAUAACUCGUCAAUAUUACAUGUUAUGCUUCAUUUGGACGUUUUUUUUUUUUAAUAAGUUAUGUGAUUUGAUGAUAUUGAUGAUGAGUGUUGAUUUAUAAUGUAUUUGAAUGAAAUAAGUUAUAAUAU
Arabidopsis arenosa is the source of this 1762-nucleotide messenger RNA. The record is from the annotation of a GenBank genome assembly. NCBI's taxonomy places the organism in Eukaryota, Viridiplantae, Streptophyta, Magnoliopsida, Brassicales, Brassicaceae.